This is a messenger RNA of Hydatigera taeniaeformis, 837 nucleotides long. NCBI's taxonomy places the organism in Eukaryota, Metazoa, Platyhelminthes, Cestoda, Cyclophyllidea, Taeniidae. The record is from the annotation of a GenBank genome assembly.
AUGGAGGGUUCAGUUUUCAGCCCGAACAAGCAUGAUUGCUGUCUUGAAACGUGUACAAGUGGUAAGAUCUCCGACACAGAGAAUCCUCCUCCUACUUCUUCACCUCCAUUAGACGGGAAGCGGGUUAGGUUUUCUCGAACGCAAAUCUUUUACUUCUUGCGGCAGCAGGGUUACUCCUCAGUUCCUCAACGUGGUGGAUGUUCUCUAGGCAUGGCGCAAACGCAUUUCCACUCAGAGACCUAUGGGGUUCAUCAGUAUCGUCGGAUGAGUUGUUCAGGAAAUGAAAUGAACCUCGACACCUUCUCUGGGUCGACCCAGCUCUAUCCAAGGGGUCGUCGACGAAAAUUAAACUGCAACAGAAUGCCGUUGACCCCAGUGGAGGAUAGCGUUAACCCUGGCGAUGCUAGGAGGGUUCCACUUUUCUUUUCACCUCCUAAGCUUUCCCCGCAAACCGAUGACACAGGCGAUUUGGAUGGCUUUUCUUGUGUUGGUGGUACUCCUCCUCCCCCCUGCCUUUCACCCCAGAACGAACCUAUUGGCUGCGAAUUUAGCACUGAUCCAGAGUUAAGCAGUUUUUGGCAGACAGAUUUGGAGGCCUCCAUUGACUUAUCAUUGACCAAAGUAGGUGAGAAGAAACUGCUGCCAAUCCAACCUACGGUUCGAUCUCGUAUGCUCAAGCAGGCUGGAGUCGUAAACAUUGAUGAGUCGGAUCGAUGGACUUGUGCAACUCUGCGAAACUCCCGUGCUAGCGUCGGAUGUGGAUGUAUCACCUCGUCGUGUAACUCGGAAGCCUGUUCCUGUGCUCUUGCUGGCGUUCCUUGCCAGGUGAGUUGGUGA